CUUGAUCCCAACAACUUUCCAGUGUAGCGCUCCACAAUCAUCAAAAUAUGUUAAUAGAUAUUACCUGUCUGUUAUAAAAGUCAGAUCGCGAACGUAACGUAACCAAAAACCACAACAAACCCGUAUCGUGCGUGACCUUAUACCGAGUGUUCGGAUCUUAACCCUAGAAAACCGAUCCGCUUCCUGUGAAAACCCACUCGAAUUUUGUGUAGGAUUUCAGCGGUUAUCGCGCUUUUCAAUUUGCUGAUUUUCACACUAGACAAACCGUCUAGCCGGCUAAAACGAAAAUAGUAUAGGAAAACAAGUGAACGCGACAAAGAAACAAUACGACGUUCCUACUCCGACUUACUAUCCAAGCACGAUUCUAAUAAUAAGACACCUUAGUUUAAAUUGUACGCCAGCUCGACGAGCAUCUCGAGACGUUCGCCGGAGAUUUUGACGGACGCCACUGUGUUGAGUGCCGAAAUGAGCCCCCUGCUGCUGCUCUUGGUGGCGGUUUGCGUGGACGGCGCGCCGCUGGCCCGCAGUCCCCACGACCUGGAGGCCAUCGUCGAGCACUUUUUGGAAAACCUCUACGACAAGCUCCACGAUAAGGGGGGGCAGGACAUCUACGACCAAAUGCAAGGGGACCAACCGCCCGAUAACAACAUCAGCCCGGACCUGUCCAGGUUCCUCUCGGUCAAUUUUUCCGCCCCCACCAACAUGACCGACUACUUCCGCGCCACCAGGGACAGACACCGGGAAGUCGAUCUCGACGUCAGGGCCAGGGAUAAUUGGGUCCAAGCUCUUAAAGAAAACAUUCUUCUCCACAUAGGCCGCUCGAAUAUGACAACAUCCAUAAACGAAAACAACCCCAACGCGAUGAAUUUAACGAUGAUUCCGCAAUUAUUCAACAGCACACUUUUGGAUGAUGGCAUAAGUGAGAAGAUCCGAAGUUAUUACCCUUCAUGCGAUGCCCCUUCAAACAUGGACCAAGACACUUGGAAAAAUGAUAAUGUCAUGAAUUUGUAUUUCAACAACUUUCACCGCAGCGCUGACGAAAAAGGCAUGAGUAUAGCUACAGCAACUCUUCGAUUGUAUCGAGUACCAUCAGAGAAUACAACGAAAGUGACUGGUGGUAAAACUCCGGAUUGUGACAGCAGUAGCACUUCUGAAGAAGAUAAAUUACUAAGAGUGUCCAUUUAUUGGUAUAGCAGAUCUAUAAGGAAGAAAAAAGUCAGGAGGCGCCUUUCUGACAGCAAAGUCAUCCAGGAGAACGCAAAGUGGGUUGAAUUAAGUGUUAAACCAGCAACCCGAGAUUGGUCCAACGGAAGCAAUCUGAGUCUGGCCAUACUAGUGGAAGACCAAGACGGAAACGUUCUGAAGGCUGAUCGACUCUUCAAAGGAGCUUUGUGCAUGGUUGGCGCGUCCACUCCAAAACCCAUUCCCACCAUCAUCAAGGACGCUGCCCUCCAAUCAAACUCGCUUGACCAGCGAAUUAAUAGCCUACUUGGACGAAAUUCAACAGCGUCCCUAUCUGGUGACACAUCAAUGUUACCAACAAUAGACAUUUGUACCUUGGAUUUCCCCAAAAACCACCCACGGCCACGCAUCGCGAAUCUUCGGACAAACGCGUGCAAUUUGAAGAAAUCGCACGAACACGCACAGCUAUUGGCCGAACGAGACAAACUCGAACGCCUGGCGACUUUACCCGAGCUGCUUUCACCGCGACAUAUACGUCAUCAAAGACAACACCUCAAACUCAACGAUUUCGAUCCAAGAUCGAAGAUUGUUAAUAAGAGGAUAUUGACGAAGGAGGAGCUACAAGCACUUAAUAUCACGAUCGACAGAUAAUAAAGUCGGCUUCGGUGGCUUAACAAAAAGGAACAUGGAUAAGACUGUUAACUUUUUUUAGUAGUAGACUAUGUAAGUUAUUUUUAUUUAUGCGAGAUGUCAAGUGACACUUUCCGGAAGAAUGUAAAUAGUCACGUGAUUUAGUUGGCUUUUUUACGUAGAUUUCGUAUUGGUGCUACCUCAUUUUUAUUGUUAAGUUUUUUAUAUUGGCGCCAUUUAGACAAUAUGGCGUGGUUUAGGCGAAAUUUGUGUUAUUUUUAGUUGGACGUACUAUUUAUAUUUCUGUUUAUGUCUGUUUUCUGUUGUAUUGUUCUAAUUUUUUAUACGCUUAUUGUACUUAAUCCUUCAUCAGAUCUGUAAAUUUAUUACUCGUGGUUUCUAAUCUUUUGACACUCUCACAAUGUAUGUAAAUGUUGUAUGUUAAGUUAGUAUGUUGUAAAUAUGUAUAAACAUUA
This is a messenger RNA of Zophobas morio, 2288 nucleotides long. RefSeq lists its product as uncharacterized. The transcript is spliced from 6 exons. The record is from RefSeq and is a predicted model, not a curated record. Lineage: Eukaryota; Metazoa; Arthropoda; Insecta; Coleoptera; Tenebrionidae. Gene Ontology annotation, molecular function: cytokine activity. The coding region runs from base 466 to 1833 and encodes 455 amino acids. Gene Ontology annotation, cellular component: extracellular region.